Anthonomus grandis grandis is the source of this 1249-nucleotide messenger RNA. Its product is annotated as serine/threonine-protein kinase mos. The coding region runs from base 63 to 1166 and encodes 367 amino acids. Lineage: Eukaryota; Metazoa; Arthropoda; Insecta; Coleoptera; Curculionidae. The transcript has 5 exons. Gene Ontology annotation, biological process: peptidyl-serine phosphorylation; autophagy. Gene Ontology annotation, cellular component: cytoplasm. Gene Ontology annotation, molecular function: ATP binding; protein serine/threonine kinase activity. The record is from RefSeq and is a predicted model, not a curated record.
UCCGGUUUAUAGUUGUGUUACUUUGUUGGUAAACGUUUUGAAGAGUGUGUGCGUGUGGAAAAAUGGCCGCAAUGAAGAAUAUCGCUUCAAUAUUGUCGCCGAAGUUUUUAUCGCCAUUAUCGCCCUCACGGGGUGUACUCAAUGUGACGAAAAGUGAGGGAAAAGUGACCUUAAGGCACCUAGAAAGACCCAACGUAGUAAAAAAACUAGAUUUUUCACAAAAAAUCGAAGAUCUUUGGCCCACGUCGAACCUAAAUGUUCCAAAAAUUAAAGUUGAAAAAUCAGAGGAUCCGGUUAUAACUUUAACCAAUCCGAGUGCGUUCCUUUUGGAUAUAAAUACCCCGAAUAAGAAAUAUUUGGCUCAAAACGGAUUGGACAAGUUCAAAAAUCGCACCACGAUAUUAGGAAAAGGCACCUUUGGGACAGUUUUCAAAGGAAAACAUAAAGACCAAACUGUUGCUGUGAAGCUCAUCCCAAGGCAUUCCAGCAAACAGGAACAAAACGCCCUCAAUUUAUAUCACGAGAACAUCGUACAAACAUUAGAAAUAAUCGAAAAUUCUGAAUAUCAGAAUUACUGUUUGGUCAUUAUGGAAUACCUACCGAAAACCAAAAGUUUACAAGACCUUCUCGCGAACUUAAAAGAGUCGAACAGCAUUUUUGACCCGAAAAUAUUCAAAAAAACCACCCAAGACAUCACCAAGGGGUUGAAGUUUCUACAUGACCACGGGGUGAUGCAUCUGGACCUGAAACCAAAAAACAUCUUAGUAGACCCCGUAGGUCAUGCUUGUAAAAUUUGUGAUUUUGGAAACUCCGCUCGGGUCACCGAUCGGAUGCAAGAGUUCACUUAUAAAGGCACAAUCAUUUAUACUGCCCCGGAAAUACUUCUGGGCCAACCCCCAACGGUGAAAAGUGAUAUUUACUCGCUGGGGUUGGUUUUUUGGCAAAUCAUCUUCUUGGAUACACCCUUUAAGGAGUUUGAAAAUGUCGAAAGUAUUAUUUAUAAUGUAAGUGGAGUAGAGCAAGUUGGAAAAUUUAAUUUAAGACCCAAAAUCGAUAAAAAUCAAUGUGAUACUGCAAUGGAAACAAUUCUUACUAAAUGUUGGGAUAGUUUGCCUGAGUCUAGACCUAAUGCUCAAGAGGUCGUAGAGAUGCUGUUAAAAGCUUAAGAAGUUUGUUAUUGUUUUUAUAGUUAUAUUUAUGUUGUUUUAUAUAGGAUAAGUUUAAUAAAAAUAAAUAAAUUUCAUGAAAA